This is a messenger RNA of Anas platyrhynchos (mallard), 704 nucleotides long. NCBI's taxonomy places the organism in Eukaryota, Metazoa, Chordata, Aves, Anseriformes, Anatidae. The record is from RefSeq and is a predicted model, not a curated record.
CUUUGCAUCCUUGUCGCAGCUGGACACGAAGAUGCUGUGCCCUGUGUUUGCCGCGGUGCUGGUGGUGGGCCUGGGGCCCCUGCUGGCGGGCGCCUUCCCCCAGGCUGCCCUGAAGAAGAGCUGCCGCCUCUCCCAGUACGGAUCCCCGGCGUAUUCCGAGCUGGCGGAGGUGCUGAAGUUUAAGAAGUACUAUGAGAACAUCACGUCGAAGGACUCCAAAUGCAGCACCAGGCUCUUCAAUCGGAAGUGGACACCCAACGAGCUGUCGGUAAGGGUGAUGCCAGGGAAGGGGGACCCCCUCCACCCACCCCCCGGGGUGGCUUUCCACCAGCUCCACCGCUUCUCAGGGUCCGUAACCACCCCGCUCCUGCCCGCAGGUGCCCGACCGACUCCUCCUGGUGGAAGCCGAGCUGGACCUCACCAUCGCCGUGCUGGCACACCCCACAGUCGACAAGCUGGCCGAGAAGAGCCAGCAGCCCCUGGCCUUCUUCACCCAAGCCCGGGAGGACCUGCGAGGCUGCGUGAGUGUCCCCCUGGGUCGGGAAGUGGCCCCAGCUCGGUGGCACUGACGGGUGCCAGUGGCAGCGCCGCGGGGCAUCGCCGGUCCUUACCCGCACGCUCCCCUUGCAGGUGGCCGCUGAGGCUCCUUCGCAUCAGCCCUCUGGGAAGCUGAGGCACUGGCUGCAGAAGCUGGAGACGGCCAA